This is a messenger RNA of Trichobilharzia regenti, 1041 nucleotides long. The record is from the annotation of a GenBank genome assembly. Lineage: Eukaryota; Metazoa; Platyhelminthes; Trematoda; Strigeidida; Schistosomatidae.
AUGGCACUGGUAGGUGGACAACCUUUACCAAAUCUAUCUGAUUUGUCUUCUGGCGCCAUCCUGGACUUUCUAACUUGUUUGACCUCUAUCGUUUCCAUAGCCUUCAACGCUGAUGAUGGAAAAGACGAUAAUAAUUCUGCGAGAUAUCCUGUUCCUACCCGAAUGAGGGAACAAAUUACAAAUGUUACAGAAAUGGUCAAACAGAAAGUCGGUGUAUAUAUGGCACUUGUCGGUGCUAUACACGCCAGUUCAUUUCUUAGUAUACGGGAUGAAGUAGCCCUUAAAGGAGAUUUUGGUAAACAUCCUCUUACUCCACUCCGUCUACUAUGUCAAGUCAAGCAUCCUGACACAAUUUUAGGAUAUCCUGCAAUGGUGGAAUACUUGGUUGACAAGUACGCAACAAUUUGGGAUAUACCGCAUAUUCCAGGCGCAUGUUUCUCCGAUGAGACGACUUCCGAACCCGUGUCCCUUGGUUUAUUACUCUCUGUACUGAAACGUGUUUUAGCGUUUUCACUCAACCCGUUUACUUUCACACAAGGGAUGAUGGCUCAGUUUCAAACCAUUUUGAGUGAUUUUCAUUCGCUGUGUUCUAGUAGAUCACAACUGUCGAAUUUUUUUCGAACAUGGGCUACAAUCAAUAUAAAACAAGUACGUUACUUCUCAACAUGCCCAUUGCCUGUGGAAGUUAUACCUCGUAAACGUUCAAGGGAAAUCUCUGUUGAGGGUGAUCAGGCAAAGAGGUGCUGUACUGAAAAUCCUUCAAUUACGAAUGAGUUGGAAACAGAAGAGCGCUAUACAACGGAAAGGACUACGAGUGAUCAGCAAUCUACAGCUCCUGUUACUAAUGUAAAAAUGAAAGAUCCCAAAAAUGUUGCACUAACGUCGAAUCGGUACGUGAAAUGGUGUCCUGGAACGCACUUCGUUCGUAUAAAGGAGAAAGGAGAGGUUGAAAAUGUCAAUGCAAUUGUAAAUGCUCAUUUUAAAAUGAAAACUAAGGAGACAGAUUUUUCAAUGGAAUUACACAAGAACGCGACCAAGUAA